AUGGGACAACGAAUUUAUGUUAAAGUGUUUGAGGAUGAUGAUAUAGAUAGCCUGGAUAUUAGAUGGGAUGACAUGGUUGACUACUAUGAUGCAUUGCCAUCAGUACUUGCAGGAUUGAUAGGUGGAUUUAUGUCCUGGGAGGAGAUCACAUGGGUUACUGGUUGGAUAGGGGUGCAUAUUGGAGAAGAUGGAGGCGGAGAUGGAGGAGAUGAUGGGGGUGGCGGAGGAGAUAGAGGCGAUAGAGGAGGGAUAGAUGGAGGUAGGAGGGGUGGAGGUGUUAGUGAUGGAGGCAAGAGGGGUGGAGGAAGAGAUCAUGAUAAAGAUGGUGGUCAAGGUAGAGGCAGAGAUGGAGGGAGAGAUGAAGGACGAGGUGGAGGAGUUGGUGAGGAUAUUGGAGCAGUUGGUGGGGAUUUUGGAGGAGAUGAGGAGGAGGGUGAGGAGGAGGAUCCAUAG
Molecule: messenger RNA, 453 nt
Organism: Cryptomeria japonica (Japanese cedar)
Lineage: Eukaryota; Viridiplantae; Streptophyta; Pinopsida; Cupressales; Cupressaceae
Exons: 2
Coding region: 1-453 (150 amino acids)
Source: RefSeq, a predicted model, not a curated record